GAAAAAGAAAAAGAAAAGCAAGCAUUUUUUUUAUUUCUAUUUUAUAUUCAAUUUCUCACCAGAAUUUUGAUUUCCAGAUUUUCUUGGUAUUGCAUUCUAAGAAAAGUAAUUUCUUUUUCCAGGUUUUCGAUUUUUUUAUUAUUAAAGUUUACUCUUUAGGAACAAUUUCUAGUGAAGUGAAGUUAAUUAUAAUCGCGGUUCCAGAUUCGUUUCCGAUCUCGUUUCUGGAUUUUGUUUCGUUGAAAAAUGGCGAAGCGUGGAUAUAAGCUGCAGGAAAUUGUGGCUCAUACGGCAAAUGUGAAUUGUUUAAGUAUAGGAAAGAAGACAUGUAAACUUCUUAUUACAGGUGGAGAUGAUCAUAAAGUAUAUGUUUGGGCAAUUGGGAAAACCACUUCUUUAAUGAGUCUUUGUGGUCAUUCUAGUCCGGUUGAAUCGCUAGUUUUCGAUUCCGAGGAAGUUUCGGUGCUUGCUGGAGCAUCUACGGGUGCGAUAAAGCUUUGGGAUCUCGAAGAAACUAAGAUGGUUCGUGGAUUUACCGGACACAGAUCUAAUUGCACGGCCAUGGAUUUCCAUCCAUUUGGUGAGUUCUUUGCUUCUGGUUCCAUGGACAGAAGUCUAAAGAUAUGGGAUAUUAGAAAAAAGGGGUGCAUACAUACAUACAAGAGCCAUACUCGAGGCAUUAGUUCGAUUAGAUUCUCUCCUGAUGGCCGCUGGGUAGUUUCGGGUGGAUUCGAUAAUGUUGUAAAGGUGUGGGAUCUAACUGCUGGGAAACUCUUGAAUGAGUUCAAGUUUCACGAAGGACAUAUUCGUUCCAUCAACUUCCAUCCUCUUGAGUUUCUCCUUGCCACAGGUUCAGCAGAUAGAACAGUGAAAUUCUGGGAUUUAGAGACCUUUGAACUGAUUGGAUCUUCCAAACCUGAGGCUAAAGGGGCUCGGUCAGUUACCUUUCACCCUGAUGGGAAAACCCUUUUCUGUGGAUCAGAUGAUGGUUUUAAGGUUUACUCAUGGGAGCCAAUAGUUUGUCAUAAUUCUGCUGAUAUGGGAUGGUCGACACUCGGUGACCUCUGCAUAAAUAAAGGCAAACUUUUGGGUUGUUCGUAUUAUCGAAAUUCGGUCGGAGUUUGGAUAGCAGAUAUAGCGCAUAUUGUGCCAUAUGGACAAAAAGAUCAUAUGGAGAAAGCAGGGAAUUUCAUGAGGUCAACUUUGGGAUCACGGCCCUUAUCGCCUGAUUACGAGACAAAGGAAAUUAAGAACAUCUAUGUUGACACUGCUGGUGGUUACCCCGUUGUUAUGCAAAAAGAUGUCUCUUUGAAAUCUCCGAAACCGGUACUGCCAUUGGAUGCCAAUGAAAAAAAUCAGGCAGCAGAGAACCAGAGUCCUGGAGCAGGACUUAAUAUUAAAUCCAAUGGACAAUCGGGUGACAAGUCUGUUACCAAGCCGAGUGUUGUUCUGCAGGAUGUCGAUAAAGACUAUACGAAUACCGGAGAAGAAUCUAUUACCUUUUCAGGGACAAAAUCAGGCAUGUUGCUCAAACCAGGUCAUGUUAGAAGACUAUCUUUCAACAAUUUUGAGGUUGAAAAGCUGUCAGCUGCAGUUGAACCCGGAACUCAUAGUGAUAUGAAAACUGGGUUAGAUAGUGCAAUUGAUCUGGAUUCUGAAACUAGGACAUCCCCUAAUCAAGAUAUUUUGGCGGUUGUUCCAGGGACAACGCGUAGUUUGGUUGAGAGGUUUGAACGACAAGAGAAAUUGAAUAGCGGUCGCGAUCUUGCAAGUGAUAAUGGGAACUGUGCCGGAAAUCGAAGUUCUAGAAUGGAAUCAACUUGUAGCUCUAAGGGUAGCAUUACUGGAGAUCAAAUUUCUAGCCAUGCAUCUAGUGGCAUCGUUACUGCCAUUUCUAUAAAGGAAUCAACAUCUGCUUCGGAUGGUAUCAUUUUGAGAAAUCAAUUUUCUCAAAGGGAAGCAACCUCUGCUACAAUGACUGGAAAUCACAUUCCUUUGAGAGGAUUGAAUUCUUCUAAUGAUGAGAAUGUCAGUAUUAUUGAAAGCCAAAUUCCAAAGGGUGAACCAAGCUCUGCUACCGAUGGAAGCAUAACUGAUAACCUGAUGCAAACACACGACAUAUUCGUAAGCACUCUCCGGUCACGCUUGACAAAGUUACAGGUCGUGCGGCUUUUUUGGGUAAAGAAUGAUAUCAAAGGUGCAAUCGAUGCCUUACGGAAGCUGCCAGACCAUUCUGUGCAAGUAGAUUCGAUCAGUGUUUUCAUGCAAAAAAUGGAGAUUCUCACCUUAGAUCUGUUCUCUGGCCUACUUCCGGUGCUUACCGGCUUAUUAGAUAGCAAAAUCGAAAGGCACGUAAUUGUCUCGUUGGAGAUGCUCCUGAAGCUUGUAGCAGUUUUUGGUCCUGUGAUACGCUUAACUGCUUUGGCUCCACGCAGUGUCAGUGUUGAUCUUCACGGCGAGCAAAGGCGAGAAUGCUGCAACCAAUGUUCCAUGCAACUGGAGAAGAUUCACAAACUUCUCCCACUGCUCCAAAGGAGAGGUGGUACCAUAGCUCGAUGUGCACACGAACUGAAUCUAGUUCUUCAAGAAUGACAAUGGAAGUUCCCGACCAGGCACCAUCUAAACCGUUUGCUGCCGAAGCAUGAAAAAUUGACUCGAGUGCAGUGUUUGCCGGUUGUGACUUUACUAUAUUUUGCUCUGCCUGCUUUUGGUGGUAGUCGACUGCUAGCUCGGUAAGCAUCGGCACUCGAGCCGGUUACAACUUGAAGAUGGAAAUUGCCUUGUCAUUCUUUGAUGCUAUAUAUUGUUGUUUGUAAGCUCUUCGUUAAAAAAAUGUACGAAUGCAACUCUGUAAGCAUGUGCCAAUGCAAAUAUUCUCCUGUUAAUAUUCUGUGACAUACAUACAUACAUACAUACAUAUUGUUUUAAUCUUCAUUUGAUGGUGCCAAAUGUAGGCUUUAUUUGGAA
Molecule: messenger RNA, 2967 nt
Organism: Gossypium raimondii (Peruvian cotton)
Lineage: Eukaryota; Viridiplantae; Streptophyta; Magnoliopsida; Malvales; Malvaceae
Product: katanin p80 WD40 repeat-containing subunit B1 homolog KTN80.1
Exons: 16
Coding region: 247-2592 (781 amino acids)
Biological process (GO): microtubule severing; microtubule depolymerization
Cellular component (GO): katanin complex
Molecular function (GO): microtubule binding
Source: RefSeq, a predicted model, not a curated record